Molecule: messenger RNA, 1861 nt
Organism: Saccostrea echinata
Lineage: Eukaryota; Metazoa; Mollusca; Bivalvia; Ostreida; Ostreidae
Product: guanine nucleotide-binding protein-like 3 homolog
Exons: 17
Coding region: 31-1821 (596 amino acids)
Cellular component (GO): nucleolus
Molecular function (GO): GTP binding
Source: RefSeq, a predicted model, not a curated record
ACGAAUUUUUAGGAAAAUAAAAGGUUCAAAAUGCCGAACAAGAAAUUUCUCAACAAGAAGAGUAAAAGGGUGUCAGCUGCAAGGAGAUAUAAGAUAGAGAAAUUGGUUCGUCAACAUAAUAAAAAAGCCAAGAAAGAAGCCAAGAAAAACCCCAAUAAAUUUGUCAAAAAGAGGAAAGAUCCAGGCAUUCCAAAUAGUUUGCCAUUCAAAGAAACCAUUCUCCGAGAAGCUGAAGAGCAUAAAAGAAAGAUAGAAGAGGAAAGGGAAAGACAAAAAGAAAGAAGGAAAAGAGAAAGAGAGAAACUACAGAAUAAAAAGCGUAAUUUGACAUCCCUUGUUAAAGAUGCAGAAAAGAAGACACAGGCAUAUGAAAGAAAGAAGAACAUUGGUGAGUCCUCCCUCAGUCAGUUUUCAGGAGGAAAAGCUGUGGAGACCUCCCUAAAAGCGUAUUAUAAGGAGUUCAGAAAGGUAGUGGAUGCUGCAGAUGUUAUUUUGGAGGUGCUGGAUGCCCGAGACCCUCUUGGCAGUCGAUGCUCUCAAAUGGAGGAUGCAAUUAUCAGCAGUGGAACCAACAAAAAACUGGUUCUUGUUCUCAACAAAAUAGAUUUAAUUCCACGGGAGAACGUAGAAGACUGGUUAAAGUACCUGAGGAAUGAGUUUCCAACAAUUGCCUUCAAGGCUUCCACACAAACACAGAAUGAAAACCUGAGUCAAACCAAGGUUUCCCUGAAGCAUGCCAAUGAAGAUCUUCUGAAGUCUAGUCACUGUAUCGGAGCGGACCUCCUGAUGAAAUUACUCGGCAAUUACUGUAGAAACCAAAACAUUAAGACGGCCAUUAGGGUUGGAGUUGUAGGGUUGCCAAACACAGGGAAAAGUAGUUUAAUUAAUAGUCUGAAAAGGUCAAGGACAUGCAAUGUUGGGGCAAUGCCAGGGGUCACUAAGUCCAUGCAGGAGGUACACUUAGAUAAACACAUCAAGUUACUAGACAGUCCUGGGGUUGUCAUGACAGCAAGUUCCUCAGACACAUCAGUCAUUCUCAGAAACUGUGUCAAGCUUGAAAGUUUAGAAGAUCCCAUAGGGCCAGUUGAUGCCAUUUUAAAACGCUGCUCAAGAGAACAGUUGAUGCUUCAUUUUAAAAUACCUGACUUCAAGGACACUAGUGAGUUUCUUUCCCUUCUGGCAACACGCCAAGGAAAGCUUAAAAAAGGUGGAAUUCCAGAUAUUAAUAAAGCUGCCAAGAUGGUUCUCCAGGAGUGGACUUGUGGCAAAAUAACAUACUACACCCAUCCUCCAGAGAAGCAGACAACACACAUCAGUGCCUCCAUUGUACAGGAGAUGAGUAAAGAGUUUAACAUUGACGAUAUUCUACAGGAGGAAAACUCCAUACUAGAAGGAUUGAAUCCUAAGACAUCAGCACAUAUUCUGGUGGACUCACUUGGGCCUGCCAAAAUGGUGACAUCAGAAGAAGAAAUCAAAGAAGAUGAGGAUGAGGACAUGGAUGAGGAGGAAGGCAGUGAGGAAGAGGAGGAGGUUAUGGAAGAUGACGAUGAAGAGCUGAAAGCCAUUUCUGAUCCUGUAAAAUCAAGUAGAGCAUCCUCAAGAAAGUCUUCUGUGAGUAACGAAGCAUCACAAAAACAGUCCAAAGGCAAGCAGAGAGCUGGACUCAGGCAGUUAAACAAGGACAGGAAAAAGGAUUUUAAAAAGAUGAAGAAACAAAGAAAAAGAGCAGAUAAAGUAGCUGGUGAAUUGUCUGAUGCCUUUACUUCAGUUUUCAGUGGACAAAAUGAUGAGAAUUAUGAUUUUAAUGUUUUGAAUGAGUAAAUAUAUAUUGUUGAUAUUUGAAAAAGAGUGUUUCUGUUUA